AUGGCCGACGCUGCGGACCAAGAGGGACAGCUGUCCCCCAGCCAGCAGGAGGCUCUGCUGCAGUACACGCAGGUCACCGACCAACCCGUCCAGGACGCGAUACCGUUGCUCCAGAGGUCGCAAUGGAACGUGCAGAUCGCGAUUGCCAAGUUCUUCGACGGCGAGGGACCCGACCUCGUUGCCGAAGCGAUGGCGGCUCAAGACAUCCCCCGGAUGGCGGCGCGGCAUGAGAACCUCCAAGAGAGCCUCAUGGCCUCGUCCGAGCGCUCCUUUGGCGCGAGAAGCGGCAGCAGGACCGACCCCGCCCCUCGAGUCGUCCCGCAGCAGCCCGUCACCCGGCGGUCGCCCUGGCUGCUGGGCUUGCUACUUUCGCCCUUUGGCUGGGGCUGGCGAGCGGCGACGGCGCUGUUCCGCACCGUUUGCUACGUGCUGACAUUCCUGCCCGCGCCCCUGCGGCCGCGAGCCAUCUCGAGCGGUCGGCGGCGCACGAGCGGGCGCCGGAUGCUGAUGCCGCGCGACACGGCGGCCCGGUUCAAGCGCGAGUUCGACGAGGAAUACGGGCCGAACGAACUGCCCUUCUUCGAGGGCGGCCUGGCGCAGGCGCACGACCUGGCCAAGAAGGACGUCAAGUUUCUGCUCGUCCUGCUCAUGUCCCCCGAGCACGACGACACGUCGUCGUUUGUGCGGGACACGCUCCUCUCGGCCGAGGUGACGGAGUUUGUCAAGAACCCGGCGAACAACAUGGUGCUCUGGGGCGGCAACGUGCUCGACUCGGAGGCGUACCAGGCGGCGACCGAGUACAGCUGCACCAAGUUCCCCUUCUCGGCCCUCGUCUGCGUGACGCCCAAGGAAGGCAGCGCGCGCAUGGGCAUCGUCAAGCGGCUCGUCGGGCCGAUGCCGGCGGCGACGUACCUGUCGGAGCUCCAGGGCGCGAUGGAAAGGUACGGCUCCGACCUCGAAGGCGUGCGAGCCGAGCGCACGGCCCAGGAGGUGUCGAGAAGUCUUCGGACCGAGCAGGACUCGGCCUACGAACGGUCGCUCGCCAUCGACAGAGAACGCGCGCGAGAGAGGCGGGAGGCGGCGGCGGCGGCGGCCGAGGCCGAGAAGCGCGCGCGGGACAAGGCCCAGGCGGAGGCGCUGCUGGCCGAGAAGCGGCGCCGGUGGCGGGCGUGGAGGGUGGGCAGGAUCCGGGCCGAGCCCGAGGCCGACGACAAGAAGGUCGUGCGGGUUGCGCUCAAGAUGCCGGAGGAGAGCGGCGCAGAACGAGUCGUGCGACGAUUCCCCCAAGAGGCGCCGGUCGAGGAGCUCUACGCGUUUGUCGAAUGCUACGGCAUGGCGCGGGAGAUGCUCGAUGCGUCGACGACGGCGUCCCCGCCGGCCGACUACGAGCACGAGUACGGAUUCAGAAUAGCCUCGACGCUGCCGCGGGUCGUCUUCGAACCGAGCACGACCGUCACCAUGGGGGACAGCAUCGGCCGGUCCAGCAACCUGAUUGUGGAGAAACGGACAACGGCAGAGUUGGAGUCGGCAGAGAAGGGCGAGGAUGGCGAUGGCGAGAGGAGAGGGGGAGGGGCCGCGUAG
This is a messenger RNA of Drechmeria coniospora, 1581 nucleotides long. RefSeq lists its product as uncharacterized. Gene Ontology annotation, cellular component: endoplasmic reticulum. The transcript has 2 exons. Bases 1 to 1581 code for a protein of 526 amino acids. Gene Ontology annotation, molecular function: ubiquitin binding. The record is from RefSeq and is a predicted model, not a curated record. Lineage: Eukaryota; Fungi; Ascomycota; Sordariomycetes; Hypocreales; Ophiocordycipitaceae.